CUCCGGAACUGGAGGCGGAUACGAGCCUGACCUGUGGUGGACGCACAAAUGAAGAUGUCAGAUGCACAAGCGCAUCGGUUGUGUUUGUUGCUUUUUGCUUUGGUUUUCCGUCCCGGGACAGCGGCAGAGGUCUCCGUAUGGAGCGUUGACAUCAACUCGACAAAAGAUGCUGUGUUUCGGAAGACGCUGUACGCCAACACCACCAUCUUUAUGAAGUUCCAGGGUGACACGGGGUCAUGUGAUAGAAACCUGGCUUUCAACAUCAGCUGGUACCUGCGCUCCUCUGUCUGCUAUAAUGAAGUCUUUAACACACCAGACAGCAAAGCGAUGAACAUGUUUGGUAUGGACCACAUGUUGAAAGACGGCUGGACGGGCUUCUACAGCCAAGGCUACAUGUACUUCGACAACUGCUCCGUCCUCUUCUUACCGAAGGUUUAUUAUGCAGAUUUCAACCCAUAUCAGCCUCUGUCCAGCCCGAAGAGCGACCCGUCAAAUCAGAGCCUUAUUUGGCCCGACAAGCCGGACAUCAGCGCCGUGGCCAAAGCCUGGGAGGACAGUCCAUACCUGUUCAUAGCGAAGGUGCAGCCAUUGUUCCGCGGAGUCGAGGAUGACGACAUCGGGGCAGAGCAGCUCAACUUUGCUUUUACAAUGAAAGUAGAGAUGAAGGGACCACAUGACUACUCCUCUCCAGCAGACUGGCCCCUGAUGAUGUUCUUCAUGGUCAUGUGUAUCGUGUACGUGCUGUUCGGGACUCUCUGGCUCUUCUGGUGCGCCUGCUAUUGGAGGGAUCUGCUUCGGAUCCAGUUCUGGAUCGGUGCCGUCAUCAUCCUCGGCAUGCUGGAGAAAGCUGUGUUCUACUCAGAAUACCAGAGCAUCCGUUACAAAGGAGACUACAUUCAAGGUGCUGUGAUUUUUGCUGAGCUGCUCUCUGCUCUCAAAAGAUCUCUAGCUCGAAUCCUGGUCCUCAUUGUCAGUCUUGGCUACGGCAUAGUCAAGCCCAGGUUGGGUACCACAGUGCACCGGCUGGUAGCUGUCGGCCUUCUCUACCUGCUCUUCUCCUCUGUGGAAGGUGUGCUGAGAGUGACGGGUGGUUUCUACGGGACGGUUGCUCUCGUGGCGAAUCUCAGCCUCUCUCUCAUCGAUUCCUGUGUCAUGUGGUGGAUUUUCAUCAGUCUGUCCCAAACCACUCGUCUCCUGAAGCUCCGCAGAAAUGUAGUGAAGCUCUCUCUGUAUCAGCACUUCACCAACACUCUCAUCUUCUCUGUUGUCGCUUCCAUCAUAUUCAUCAUCUGGACCACCAAAGUCUUCAAGCUGGUGGACUGCCAGACGGGUUGGAGGGACUUGUGGGUAGACGAUGCCUUCUGGCGUCUGCUGUUCUCCACCAUACUGCUGGUCAUCAUGGUGCUGCUGCGGCCCUCUGCCAACAGCCAGAGGUCAGGAUUCUCCCAUUCCCCUCUGAUUGACGAAGAUGAUGAAGAGGAGGAGGCCAAGGAACCUAUGUUGAAUGAAGCUUUUGAGGGAAUGAAGAUGAGAGGGUCAAAGCCUGAUACUAACGGCUCCCAGAAAUUGUUGAGCAAAGAGGAUGAAGACCUAAAAUGGGUAGAGGAGAACAUCCCUACAACUGUUGCUGAUGUAGCUCUCCCUGUAAUGCUCGAUGAAGAAGAGGAAAUCCUGAAAACCAAGAUGGAGCGAUCCAAGAUGGAGUAGAACUUCUGUACGGACUGAAAAUGUGAGAUAAUGAUGUGAGAAUGAAAAGAAAGCAAUUUCACUGAGGCAGCAAUGAAUGCAUUCUGAGUGAUCUGAUUACCAAAAAAUGUGGGCAAAGCCAACUGUUCUCUCAGUCACUUAAGAUUUUUUUUUUUUAAUGUUAUUUCACAAGUAUUGUGUGACACGGUAAUAAUAAUAAUGAUAAGCUCAAAGAAGCAUGAGUGAGUUAUAAAGCCACAGGGCAGCCCUGAGCUGGAUGGGAUGGCUGUUAACGUUAAUACGAGCAUUUUGAGACUGGGGUAAAACUGGAGAAAUUACACAGCAGAGCACUUUGAUAAAGAUUUUAUCUAUUUCAUAGCUGCUGAGUCUCUGCUUCACUGUCACAAACUUGGCCAAAAUCAAGCAGAAACACGUUUUUUUUCUGCAACGCCCUUGGCGAAAAUAGAAUUUUUAUCAAAAUGCUGUCCUGCGGUUUUCUCUUUAUUAAUCUCUUAAUAACAUUUACUGUAUUGGAGUGUGUGCUUUCUGGAGUACUGAGGAGAAGAUGAAAACAUUUGAUAAGAUAUUAAGUUUCUGCCCAAGGGGUCAAACUUGUAGGAGCAGGAAGACUAACUUGGAAUCUGUUCGGGUGCAUAUCAGGAUGUUUGGCAGUCAUUACAGCCAAAAUAUCAGAUGAUACUAAUGGAGGGGAAAACACACACUGAGAACACCAAUACCAUAAGAUUAGAUUUAAAACAACACAGCAUCUAACACUUGAACUUAAAGGUUAUGUUCAGAGAUGUAAAAAAAAAAUGCUUUUUUUAAGCAUGUGUUUUAUUAUGUUACAUAUUUAAUAAGUCACAUGAUGGUGUACAUGUAAACGAGAAAGUAGCCAUAUGAUAUGAUUAAUCAUUUAGCCAGAUAACUUUCAAAAAAAAAAGAAGCAAUGUUUAAAUUAUAUAACAUAUGCACAUAACUAACCCUUUGUUGUUUGGCUAAUUGAGUAAUCCUGAAUAUACAAAUAUAAAAGCCACUGUUACUGUAUGUAAACACGGCUGCAUCAGUGACUGUUGAUACUUGAAGCAUAUCACUGUUGUCAGGGGGAAACAGAAUACUUCUGUGUGUCUUGUGUUCACUGGAGCACGCUGUCCGCUGGGCUGGGAGAAAGUAAUGACCCUCUCAGGCAUGAACGGAUCUCAAAGCCUGGUAUAUAUAUAUAUACAUAAAUAUACAGUGUCAACAGAACUGUCUGUUACUCCGGAUCACCUUCUCUGAGAUGUGAUCUUUAAACGGAUCUGUUAAAGCAACAGAAAGUAUGACUCCAGUAUUGGUGAUUUUCAAGCUCGUGCUGAAAAAUGAAAGACUGGAUGACCCUUAUAAAAUAUGUUCCUGGUCCGUUUUCAAGCAUAAGUAGUCUAAAGUUAAUGAUGUUUUUCUGUUUUUUUUUUUUAAGUGAAGACACUUUCUCACAUAACAGCAAUGGUUUAGGUCUAUCUCAUGUUGUUGUCACCACACCAAAGUGAAAACUUUUUUUUUUUUGUUGCUACUGAAUCACAGAAUCCAUCGAUAAGCCUUGCAGAUGUGGUGUAGGCCUAAAUUUAAGUGUGCAUCUGUGAUUUACUCUAUUUGUAUCCCUUUCUCACUCCCCUUCCUUUAACAGGACCAGGGUUUUAUAAAGGUCCUCACUCAAAUUCAGUAGCACAGGGUAGUUUAAAAAUUCAAUUAAAUAUUGUACAUGAUCAGUAAGUAAUUUUUUAUCUAAGCAUAGUUACAGAUUCCUUUGAGCCUGCCCCAUUCACACUGCAAAAUAACCUUGCCUUAUAUGGCAGAAUUAUACUCUCAUCCUUGUGCAAUCUACUGCAGUAUGUGUGGAUAUUCUAAAUUCCUUAAUUUAUGUUUUUUUUUUUUAUGUGUCCAAGUCUUGUCAAGGAUAUUUUAUUUUAGAGAGACACUCAAGCCCGUUUUCUGAAUGUGAGUCUGCAUUGUAAUGUGAAGCUGAUGAUAUUGUAUGGCUUUUUGCAUAAUGUCCUGCAAUAAAAUUUAUAUUGAAAGAUGGUUAAAA
Molecule: messenger RNA, 3748 nt
Organism: Thunnus maccoyii (southern bluefin tuna)
Lineage: Eukaryota; Metazoa; Chordata; Actinopteri; Scombriformes; Scombridae
Product: transmembrane protein 87A-like
Exons: 20
Coding region: 49-1707 (552 amino acids)
Biological process (GO): retrograde transport, endosome to Golgi
Cellular component (GO): Golgi cisterna membrane; Golgi apparatus
Source: RefSeq, a predicted model, not a curated record